Molecule: messenger RNA, 2931 nt
Organism: Trichomonas vaginalis G3
Lineage: Eukaryota; Parabasalia; Trichomonadida; Trichomonadidae
Product: phage tail repeat-like family
Exons: 1
Coding region: 1-2931 (976 amino acids)
Source: RefSeq, a predicted model, not a curated record
AUGACUAUAGCCGCUUAUGCGUAUGAAGCUGAUAGAGCUAAAUGUUUAUAUUUUGGUCAAUACUCUCUCACAAUUACUGACAAAUAUAUUGUUAUCAGUGAUGGAAAUACCGAGAAAUACAUAACAUGGAAGGACUAUGAAAAGUUUGACCCUAUUUUAACUCCAUGUACUAUGCCAUUCAUUGUAAAUGGUGAAGUUGUCAUGAAGAACGACACAACAGUAUAUAAGUCUGUUCAUGAAGCAUUAGAAUAUAUGUUGAAUCAUAAUCCCGAAAGAUUUGACCCAAGCACUACACCAUGUGCAAUGCCUUUUAUUAAGGACGGUGAAAUCGUAAGAGUUCCGGAUUCAACGGUUUACACAGCUGUUCAAAACAGUUUACAAAACAUUUUAGCGAAUAUCUUUAAUUCAGAAACUACAGAAAUAAAAUUACCGUAUAUAACAGAUGCUAAAGAAAUUAAAUCAAAAACGACAACAUUAUUUACGUCACUUAAUGAUUUAAUGACUUAUAUCAUUAAUAUUCCUGCACCAACUACAGCAUUUGAUCCAAACUCGACGGUUUGCAAAGUACCUUUCAUAAAUGACAGUUCAUUAAUUACUUUAAGGGAUUCGACAGUUAAUGAAUCAUUAAAGGCUUCAUUAAUGAAAAUCAUUGAUUUUAACUCAUUCAUGAAUACAUAUAAUUCAUUCAUUAAUGUUUCAUAUGCUUCUAAAGAAGGUGAGCCAAAAACUAUCGAUAAAGCGGUGUAUGAAAUAAAAGCAUCAACGACGAAAUUGAAUUCGUUAACUUUUGACGGUGAUAGUUUCGUUAAUGACAUAACAUCGGGGAAAACGAUUUUAACGAAAGAAUACUUAAAAUCUCAUGUUAGUGAGUUCGUUGAAAUUGAAAAAGAAGGUGGAAUUAAGUUCGAUCCACUGAAUUUCAUUUUCAGCUUAGCGAAUGCAGGUAUUAAUUUUGCCGAAUGGACAACAAUACAGAGUGAAAUAAACGCAAUAUGGACGUUUUUGGGGUCAAAAGCGGGAAUGAGUGAGCUUGUAAAUGCUGCAAGAACAUUAGGUGAAACGGGAAAUUUUGUCGAUGGUUUUAAAAGACUUGUUUCAAACGUUUUGACAAACACAAAGAAAUUAUUUAGAUAUACCGUACAUAACGGACGGAUUUUCGAACAGAUAGCAACAAACCCUCCGGUUAUGGCUGCGUUGAUGAUGGUUAGAGAUAUAAAACCACGUAACGACGGGAACGGAGAACAUGAACAACAGGAUACUGGUCGGGUUAUUCGAGACAUUAAAAACGUGUAUCCUGAAGUUAUUGAUUUAUUUAGAGGAGUUAAUGAUUCAAUUUCAAAACAUUCUAUAACCCUCGAUGAAGAGAAUAAAUUAACAGAUUAUAUAUUCAUCAUUAUUGCAGAAUUAAUGAAGAGAAUAAAUGAAAAAGGAAUUGGUGAUAUCAUUAAUGUCAGCGAUGUAAUGAUGAAAAGAAAUUUUGACUCAUUAUUUACAAAACCGAAAACAGAAUAUAGUCUUUAUGACGUAAUUACCGAAUUAAUGAAAAAGAUUAAUGAUAAUAAGAGUUCUGGCGGAAGAGUUGAAUUAGAAGUGAAUGAUGUUAAUGAAAAAUUAGCCGAAAAAGCAGACAAAAAUGAGCUUUUAGCUCUGAGUGAUAAAGUCAAGAACCACGUUCAUUAUAUAACUUCAGACGAACAGAUUAUAACGGACUACCAUGGAUAUUUAACACGAAGUGAUGAAGCGAAGACAAAAAAUGUUAAUGAAAGAAGAUAUAAAUACAUUCGUGCUAAAGGUUAUGACAUAAGCUGUACUGUACAGUAUGAUGUAGCUAAAGCACCAGAAGCAUUUGGUUAUACCGGUGAAAUUUAUGCCUCUACUUUCAAUGUUAACGGUGUAUUAGUUGAACCAAAAUUUACGUUGAGAGUUAAAUCAAAAAUAACGUUUGAAGAUGCUAUUAAAAGUAAAGCUGACAAAGUUGAACUCGAAGCAAUGAACAAAGUUUUGAAAUCUCAUAAACACAACAUCCCCGAUAUAAAUAAACUUCAAGCUACAUUAGACAGUAAAGCCGACAAGAACCAUACAAACGAAUCCUUCACUACUAUUAGAGCAGACGAUGUAAUAUUGAACUAUACUCUCGGUUCAAGCGCACCUUCAGAGAAUCCGAGUACAAGCGUAAAAGAUACACUAAACAAUUUAGAUAACUAUUGCAGGAACAAUGAUCAAUAUGUCAGAAACUUUGAAGCAUACACACUACCAACAAUGUUAGACAAGAAAGCCGACAAGAACCAUACACAUGAAGAAUUUCAAACAAUCAAGAUUAAAGAAAUUAAGGCAUGCAUCGAAAUAGUAACAAAAACAGGAAGAAACGGUGCAACUGUACAAGAACAAAGAAUUUAUCCUCCUACUUUUCCUAAUGGUUUAAUAACAAACAAUAUAAAUAUUGUAGAUGGCAAUAAAGUUAUAAACGUUAAACAUGAACUUCUAACAAUGAAGGCCCAGAUUCUUCAAACCAUAUAUCCUGUUGGUUCUAUUUAUACGUCAAUGAAUUCAACAAAUCCAGAAACAGUUUUAGGUUUUGGUACGUGGAAGCAGAUUGUAGACAAAUUCUUAUACUGUGCUAACUCUUCAAAGCAAACAGGAGGCUCAAAGAAAAUUAAAGAAGCAAACUUACCCCCACACACUCAUACAGGAACGACAAACUUUUCUGGUGACCAUAGCCACUCAUUAAGAGACCACCCAUUAUACAACUCAGAGUAUGAAGCUGGCAAUGACGUUUUAUCUCCAUCUUAUAACAAUGCAGCAAAAAAGAUUUUUCGACCAACUGAACCGGGAGGUAAUCAUUCACACACUUUCACAACAAAUCCAACAGGCUCGGGUGCAGAUUAUAUGCCACCAUUUGUGACUGUAUUCGCAUGGUACCGCGUUCAUUGA